Messenger RNA from Ilex paraguariensis (yerba mate), 1838 nucleotides. NCBI's taxonomy places the organism in Eukaryota, Viridiplantae, Streptophyta, Magnoliopsida, Aquifoliales, Aquifoliaceae. The record is from the annotation of a GenBank genome assembly.
CAAGAGGGGAAAUUUAGAUUUAAAAUCAGUUUUUGGGUAGCUACUCUUAUUAUGCUUGUUGCAGUAUCAAACUCUGCUGUACUUGGUGGAGAUGAGAAUUCAGAAUCACUGGUAGAUACAGCAUUUUAUAGUGUAAAUCAUGGGGUUUAUGGUUUGGGUGACAUGGAAAAUGAUGAAUGGACAAUGGUGCAGAAAAAGGGGAACCAGUUUGUGGUUAAUGGCCAACCUUUUUAUGUAAAUGGGUUCAAUACUUACUGGUUGAUGGUAUUUUCUGUGGAUCAAUCUACAAGAGGAAAGGUCAGUGAAGUGUUCCAGCAGGCAUCUUCUGUGGGUCUCACACUAUGUCGGACAUGGGCUUUCAAUGAUGGCCAAUGGAGGGCUCUUCAGAAAUCUCCGUCUGUUUACGAUGAAGAUGUCUUUAAGGCGUUGGACUUUGUUGUAAGUGAAGCCAAGAAGUACAAGAUCAGGCUAAUAUUGUCGUUUGUUAACAAUUGGCAAGCUUAUGGCGGCAAAGCACAAUAUGUUAAAUGGGGUAAAGCUGCCGGCCUAAAUUUGACUUCUGAUGAUGACUUCUUCUCUCAUCCAACUCUCAAAAGCUACUACAAGGCCCAUGUUAAGACAGUGCUUAAUCGAGUCAAUACUCUCACCAACAUAACAUACAAGGAUGAUCCUACAAUUUUUGCCUGGGAACUGAUGAAUGAGCCUAGGUGCGAGUCAGAUACAUCUGGGGAUAGGCUGCAGGCUUGGAUAGAAGAAAUGGCAGUUUAUGUGAAGAGCAUUGAUCCAAGGCACCUGGUAGAGAUUGGAUUGGAAGGAUUUUAUGGUCCCUCAACACCUAACAGGGCUCAGUUCAACCCAAAUACAUAUGCUCAACAAGUUGGGACUGACUUUAUCAGGAACCAUCUGGCUCUUGGGGUUGACUUUGCUUCUGUUCACAUUUAUGCUGACUCUUGGAUUUCACAAUCAAUUUCGGAUAAACAUCUUGAAUUCAUCAAGUCAUGGAUGCAAUCCCACAUUGAUGAUUCUGAGAAGUUCCUUGACAUGCCGGUUCUUUUUGGGGAGUUUGGCGUAUCUGCAAAAGAUCCUGGUUUCAAUUCAUCAUUCCGGGACACCCUCAUCAGCACAGUGUAUAAGACGCUUUUGAACUCUACUAAGCAAGGAGGGAGUGGGGGUGGAAGCCUUUUGUGGCAGCUGUUUCCCGAAGGGACAGACUACAUGGAUGAUGGUUAUGCAGUUGUUCUUUCAAAGUCCCCUUCAACAUCAAACAUCAUGUCUCUUCAGUCUACUAGGCUUAUGACCUUCAACUCCUUGUGUUCUCGGAAAUGCCAUUGGGGUUGCAAGAAGAAGCAUGCCUUAGAGGCGUUUCUCCUCCAUGAUGAACUUUAAAAUGUUAUGUUCACAUAAGCAUCCAUGUCAUUGUGGAUUGUGAAUAACGAAGUUAUUGGGAAAUAAAACUGUUACCAAUGGUUGCUUAAUGGCAAUGUAGAUGCCAAUUGUACUAUUUCCUAUCAUGCAAUUGUUGUUGAAGAUUAACACACUGAUGUGGAAGCUUACCAAAGGGUUUAUCCGAUAGAACAUUCUCUUAUGUGGGUCUCGAAGGAGAGAAGGAAAUGAAUUUAGGGUACUGGUGGAAAAAAAAAAAGUUGCAGUAGGGUGUACCAGAGAAGCCAUCAGUGCUUGUCAAGAAGCUUACUAUGGCGCGAGUUGUUGGCUAUCAACAAGGGCUUUAAUUGGAUCUAGCAUAAAAGACAGCAAUUUCACUCAGCAGGCGUGGAUAUCGUCAAUUGCAAAAUCUAUGUUCCUAUGUUUUAUAUAACAGGGCAUCACCAUUACAUGCC